Perkinsus marinus ATCC 50983 is the source of this 565-nucleotide messenger RNA. RefSeq names its product 60s ribosomal protein l22, putative. Gene Ontology annotation, biological process: cytoplasmic translation. The record is from RefSeq and is a predicted model, not a curated record. Gene Ontology annotation, cellular component: ribosome. The coding region runs from base 1 to 492 and encodes 163 amino acids. Lineage: Eukaryota; Perkinsozoa; Perkinsida; Perkinsidae. The transcript has 5 exons. Gene Ontology annotation, molecular function: structural constituent of ribosome; RNA binding.
AUGCCGGUAAAAGACCUCCUAGAGGAGUCUGCUGAUGGGCCGACAGCUGCCAUGCUCUUGUCCAAUCCUGAGAUACGGUCAUCGGGCCAAAGCCUCGAGGACAUAUGGAAGUUGGCGAAGGAGAUCGUCGUAGCGAAACGACAAAGUUCGGAUAACCACGUCACAGCGUCGACCUCGUCAGCUCCUAGCAGCAGUAGAGGUACUACUACUGGUCUCAGAGAUUUCGCNNNNUCUAUUCUGACCGCCGAGUUCUUCCUUAACCGCAUCAAGGUUGAGGGUAAGACCGGUAACCUCGGUGAGCGCGUCACUGUCGCCAAGACUGGCAAGGCCAAGAUCGUCGUCACCGCCUCUGCUCCCUUCUCCAAGCGUUACCUUAAGUACUUGACCAAGAAGUACUUGAAGAAGCAGCUCCUUCGUGAUUUCUUGAGGGUUGUCGCCAGCAACAAGAACACCUACGAGCUCCGUUACUUCUCCAUCAACCAGGAAGAGUAAAUGGGUUCUCCAAGUCGUGAUCGUCGGCUAGGUUGUUCCCUGCGACCUGCUUGAUUCGCGGUUGUUCCUGCUC